GGGUCUUAGGGCAGACUGACUUGUCUACCGUCACCCAACUUAGCAAGGCAGGCUCUCCUUUUUCUUAGUCUCUUCCUUCUUUCUUUCUUUGUUCCUCCAAUUAGUCCCGUAUUUUAUCUUAUUGAACUAUGACAAAGAACAGAAAAAGGAGAGGCUGCAAAGGAGGCUACCUUAUACCUGCAUGCAUGUAGCACCUUGGCUCACAAGAUACUUUGUUCAAAAAAAAGCAAAAAAAAAAUGGCUGAAAGAUGUGACAACUCUCGUUCUCUACCCAAGAAGAAGCGUGCUAGGCAUGGUUUUCGGUACCAAAUGGAGCUGAAUUUCGAUACUGAAGAUGUAAAGCAGGCUUUUGUAGCUAGGAUAGAUAGGGCAAAGCGUUCUCUUGCUGCUACAGCUAGAGGCUCAUUGCCCUUGGACAGCAGAGAGCUUAUUUCUGUCCUGUUGGACAAGUUGGAGCAGGAGCAGGAGCAGGCAGGUGCUGUUCCUGAGAGAGAAGACCUACAAUCUGAUAAAUCCAAAGUCUUCCCAAUGUUGGAGAAUUCAGGAAUAUUUACUAGCAAUACUGACGCUAGUGAUGAACAGUUGUUCGUGUGUGAACUGAAGACUUUGUUCACUGGCCUAUCCCAAGCAUGUGACCAGUGCCAAUCUUAUUGUCGUAGGCCGACCAAUUUACGCCAGAACGGGCAUGUUGUCCGAUUUGAAUUCAAAUGUGGAAAAUGUGGAAAGCGACAGUGGUGGGCUAGCUCGCGAACACUCGGUGGACGAUACCUUGUCAAUCAAAAGAUCGUCCAUGCUUUUACUUGUGCUGGAGUUCUCCCAAGCCAGUACCUUCACUUUAGUAGUCAUGCUGGCUUGGGAAAAGUUAGUUCAUGGUAUAUUUCAUCAAUGUACAAGAAAGGUGGAUACUUAGACGUCGUGAACGCUUGUGCCAAGGCAUCCAUGUUGAGAGCGAUUGACGAAGUGAAGGCAUUGCCUGGUUACUCGCAGGACGGUGAGUGGGUAAUAACAGAUGCUCGCCACGACUCAACAGCAAAUGCUUAUAACACGACUGUUCCCUGUCUCUCGGGAAGUACAAAAAGAAUUGUUGGGUGUUCGACUGUUUCCAGGAAAGAACACAUCUGUGCUCAGACUCGAGAAGUAGCGUGUACUAAGAUAGUUCUUCCGGAAGUCAUAGAUAAAGGUCUCAAUAUUGUUGAAGUAGCACAUGAUAAUCAGCCUGUAGUCAAGAGAUUUGUCACUGAUGAUCUCAACCUUACAAACUCGUACGACACAUGGCAUGGCACUAAGAAUGUAGCGAAGAAGAUGAAGAAAGUAGCAAUUGGGACCAAAAAGGCUCAAGGAAAGACGUGGUUUCCAGAGUUAUCUGACAAACGUAAAAGUACGAAAGUUCACUUGUACUACUGUAUGAAGAACUGUGAGCAGUCAGCAGACAAUCUAAGAAAGAACAUUCUGAAUAUCGUUAAACAUUAUCAGAACGAGCACUCAGAUUGUAACGAAGCGUCCCCCUGUAAGCGUCCAGGGUACAAGCCCACGAAGAUAAAACUAGAGGAUCCUCUUGCAAUCGAGUCAUUCACGUCAGCACUAAAAGACACCCUUAUUUACAAGAAUGCCGAAUCAUAUUGUCGAGUGUCGAGACACAUUCUGGGUGGAGUCUUUCAAUCACCAGCUGCUCACAUACAUCUCGAAACGUGUACACUUUGCGGAAGCUACAUUCAACAUGAGAAUGAACCUUGCUAUUAUGGACUGGAACGAGAAUGUACGUAGAGGGUGUACAAGUGAACGACUGGUUCAGGACAUGAGAAGACCGGAUCGUAGGACUCCCGUAAGAGUGCUGAAGGAAAAAUCGUUCAACUUUGCCGAAGAAUAUGGGAGAAUUACGAGCAGCAGAGAAAAGUUGACCUCAGUGAGUUUGUAGAGGACGUGCAACCUGAGCAAUCAGAUGAGCCAGUAGAUGAAAACGAGGACCUAUUAAACGAUGGUGUACAUGUACUUGACGAAGGUCUUUAUGAAGACAUAUAAAGUAAGUAUGUAUCCGUGCAAAUUUUGACUAGCCAAUCAGCAUUUUAUAUUUGCAUUUUACAUAAUUAAACAAUAAAGGAAGUAGAAGACUGGAAGUCUGUGUAUGGAACUCCAUCUGGAUUUGGGAAUCGUUCACGCACCUCCUGGAAAAG
This is a messenger RNA of Halichondria panicea, 2171 nucleotides long. RefSeq lists its product as uncharacterized. The record is from RefSeq and is a predicted model, not a curated record. Bases 238 to 1764 code for a protein of 508 amino acids. The transcript has 14 exons. NCBI's taxonomy places the organism in Eukaryota, Metazoa, Porifera, Demospongiae, Suberitida, Halichondriidae.